UGGCUUUCUUUCUUCCUUUCAAGUCAAAACAAUAUUCCCAAUCGAACAUAUCAAGUCUUAGUACGAGAUUGAUAUUGAUAAGGACGACGCGAUUUUUGAGGAAGGAAUAUUUUUAAUUCUAGAGUUACAUUCGAGAAAACGGAAUCAAAUCGCAAGAACAAUUGACGCCCCAUCGAAUUUGAAUCCAGAACGAAUCUACGCGCGACAACUCUCCAUCCUCAAACUCUGUCAAAUCUUCUCCCCUUAAAAUGGCAGCACCAGCCCCUACCUCUCGCUCGCGCGCCCCUCCAGCAGGUGACGAAGAAGCCUCUACCGUUCUCAAACUCGGAGAAUUUCAAGACGUAGAUGCGCUCACUCAUUCGGAAGCAGCACUUGUUAUCAACGCGCUUGUCGCAAAACGUCGCGGUGAUCGCAAAAAUGUAAAUGAGACGGAGAUUUUAAGUAAGACGCAGGAAUAUCUGGAUCAUUUUGCGAGGUUUAAGAGGAAGGAGAAUGUGGAAGCUGUGGAAAGACUUUUGGGGAGUAGAAGUGAGUUGGCGAAAUUUGAGAGGGCACAAUUGGGUAGGUUCAGUUCUCUUAUUUUGGUUUGCCUGGAUUGGGUGCUUGGGGUCUUGAGAGAUAAGAGGAGUCAGUUCAUGGGUUAUCAGGAAUUGAACGAUUGAGAUAGUUGCGCAAAGCAAUACUAACAUGAGUUAAAGGUUCAUUAUGUUGUGAUACAGCCGAUGAAGCCAAAACUUUAAUACCCAGUUUACAAGAUAAAAUCAGUGAUGAUGAUUUAACGGAGUUAUUGGAUGAAAUUACAAAGUUGAUGGGGUUUACGAAUUAAGAGGGUUUCGAUUGUUGAAUUCGCAUCGAAUCAGUAUAUACUUGAUGACCGACGACAGCGGAAGAUCAAAGAGCAUCCGCAUGGAUGACGCAAGAAACGGACCAAGGCUGUUUACCUAUCAUCACUGAUAGGUAGACAGUCAUCAUGGAGAAAACUUGGAGAAAAGCAUGGAGCAGGUAAAAUGCAUGGGCGUUGGCAAUGAUUUCACUUCUUUUGUAAGAUGAUACUUAUGGAAAAGGCAUUGUUGUGGCGUUUCUUUUUUCAGUCAUCUAUCGUGGGAGAACAUAAGUCAUGGAUGAGAGGAGGAUGUAAUGAAAGGAUGAAGGAAAAGGAAACACAGAAGGAAGCUGGAUGGAUGUAACGAUGAAGAGAUAUAAGAGGGACGUGAGAUGAUGGCUUGGAUACAGAUAUACACUAUGUGUAUAUUCCCAUUUUCUCUGGCUUUUAGGCCCUGAUGUAAAGGAAUAAGAAUAGGAAGCAAAAGCAAAGGACAUAAUAAAAUAAGGAUAAACCAUCUCACUAUCAUAGUUCUCAUAAGACAG
Molecule: messenger RNA, 1368 nt
Organism: Sclerotinia trifoliorum
Lineage: Eukaryota; Fungi; Ascomycota; Leotiomycetes; Helotiales; Sclerotiniaceae
Source: the annotation of a GenBank genome assembly